CUUGCCUCCUCGCACCGACAGGAAAGCAAAAGGAGUGGAUAAAGCAGUAUCAGCUGUAACAGAUUAUUUUGGCAAAAGCAGAUGGCUGCUGUGUGCUGGACGGUCGUGGCGCUGGCGUUCGUCCUGUCUGCUGGACCCGGUGUGGACGCUGUGGAGCAGAGGCAGCUCAAGACGCUUGUCACGGCCAUCUUGAAACAGUACAGAAUAAGUGGCCAGUUCAGUCUGGCUGUAAACAUCCCGCUGAACGAAGUACAGAAAACUCAAACAGUCCUGCGGCGAGUCUUUAGGGAGGACCGCAGAGCCAAGGUGACUGCUGCCGUUUCAAGAGGUGACGUGUACAUCGGAACCUGGGUGGUUGCAGCUGGAGUGGACACAAGCGAUGGUCGCCAUGCAGAGUCACGCGUUCUGGACAACUUCAACGCCUUGUUCAAUAAACCUUAUCGUAGUUUCCUGCUUUUCUACUCUUACCAUUCCCCAUGUGAUCUAUGCUUGAAUGAAAUAGAUCCUGCAACUAACAUGUCAAGGAUUAGCAUCAUUCAGAAUUGGCGUGAUUAUGCCCUUGUGUUUUCCAGAGUAUUGCAGCCUAAAGAUUCUAACCCCUUAAAUGAGGAAAACCUGAGGGAAUCCCUUGAGCGACUUGGGAAUACCACAGGACUUCAGGGACAGGAAAUCGGUCUUGCCAGCAUAUUCCGUUGUGACAGAAAAAAUGGAUUGACUCAGUGUAACAGCUGUUCCGCCAGUGGACAAGUUUCGCAUCAGUGUGUUGUAGACAGUUCACAAGCCAGUGCCAGUGAUGGUGCUAGUGGCAGUAGCGGUCGCGGUGAUUCCCGCACAAACUCUCAGGGAAGCAGCAGGGGCAGCAAGAAAGUGUCAGGGCAGUGGCAAGGGUGGAUUCGAGGGCGGGGACCGGGGCAGGGGGACGUAUGGGUGCAGUCGCAGGUGGGACCAGAUUUGGUGCCCGGGCAGGGUCAGGGGACUGUGUGGGUGCAGUCGCAGGUGGGACCAGAUUUGGUGCAGGGGCAGGGUCAAUAUGUGCAGUCCCAGCAGGGGGGAGUAAUGCAUGGGCAGGGUCAAUAUGUGCAGUUCCAGGAGGGGGGAGUGAUGCAUGGGCAGGGUCAAUAUGUGCAGUCCCAGGAGGGGGGAGUGAUGCAUGGGCAGGGUCAAUAUCUGCGAACACAGGUGGGGCCAGUGGUGCGUGGGCAGGGUCAGGGGACUACAAUUGUGCAGUCACAGGUGGGGCCAGAUGUGGUGCAUGGGCAGGGUCAAUAUGUGCAAUCCCAGCAGGGGGGAGUGAUGCACGGGCAGGGUCAAUAUGUGCAGUCCCAGUCGAGUCAACAGCAGGGAGGGGGUAAGGUGUUGAUACAGAGUCCAGGGUUGAGUCAGGUGUGGAUGCAGGGUCCAGGUCAGAGACAGAUGGGGAUACAGACUGCAGGUAAGGGGGCAGGGUUGAGUCAGGUGUGGAUGCAGGGUCCAGGUCAGAGGCAGAUGUUGAUACAGACUCCAGGUCAGGGGGGCGGUAUGAGACAGGUGUGGAUGCAGGGUCCAGGUCAGAGGCAGAUGUUAAUACAGACUCCAGGUCAGGGUGAAGGGUUGAAACAGGUGUGGAUGCAGGGUCCAGGUCAGAGGCAGAUGUUGAUACAGACUCCAGGUCAGGGUGAAGGGUUGAAACAGGUGUGGAUGCAGGGUCCAGGUCAGAGGCAGAUGUUAAUACAGACUCCAGGUCAGGGUGAAGGGUUGAAACAGGUGUGGAUGCAGGGUCCAGGUCAGAGGCAGAUGUUAAUACAGACUCCAGGUCAGGGUGAAGGGUUGAAACAGGUGUGGAUGCAGGGUCCAGGUCAGAGUCAGAUGUUGAUACAGAGUCCAGGUCAGGGAGCAGGUAUGAGACAGGUGUGGAUGCAGGGUUCAGGUCAGGGUCAAGGGUGGAUGCAGUGGCAGGGGGAAGGUCAGGAUCAGGGCCGGCGUCAGAGGCAGGAAUAGGGACAGAGGAACAGUGGUAGAGGGUUUCUGGGGACCACCAGUUGAAAGGGAUUCAUUAAAACAUGAGUUCAAAUCCACAACAAGCUAAUCUCAACAGUAUUUCUCUGGGUUUCCUACUUCUCUUCAUGUGUUGGGCCCUGGCACUGCAAAACAGCACAGCCACUAUGAGUACAGAAUACUCAGUUUGUUGUCUUUAGUCUGAAUUAUAGCACUAAAAUUUAUUUUAUCACCUUCCCUUUUGUAUUUUACAUGUUUUGGGGGUGUUCUUUGUAGAAAAACAAUUGGGAAUGCCACCUAACCCUUGCGGCAUUAGUACCUAGCACUAUCUCUCGAGCCCCUAAUUCUACCAUGCAAAAACCAUGGUCACAUUCUUUUUUUUUUUACCUUAUUAAGAUAUAAUAAUGGAAAGAAAUGGGGGAGUAGUGUUAACUCAGUGUUAACUGCAUUUGUUCUCUUCAAAGCAGUUUGUUAACGGUGCUUUAUGAAUAUAUUUGACGGAUAUAAAACAUUCCAAUUCUUUAAUGUUUUCUCCUUUUUAUUAAAGCUUU
Myripristis murdjan (pinecone soldierfish) is the source of this 2525-nucleotide messenger RNA. RefSeq names its product glutenin, high molecular weight subunit PW212. NCBI's taxonomy places the organism in Eukaryota, Metazoa, Chordata, Actinopteri, Holocentriformes, Holocentridae. The record is from RefSeq and is a predicted model, not a curated record. Bases 82 to 1977 code for a protein of 631 amino acids. The transcript has 4 exons.